AUGGAAAUGCACCCACAUAAGUCCAUGCCCCAAAGCUCCUAUGAAUCACACGAACCAGCUCUUCCCACCACAGUCUUUGGUCUUGGCAGUGAAAAAACAAAAGGUGAAUGUAACAGGGAAGCUGGGAAGGAUAAAAAAGAGCUCCCUCUUCCUGCAGUAAAUGAAGAAACAAAACCAAGGAACACAUGCUUGCUUCCAAAGACCCCUCCAGGGCUGUACCUCCAAGCCUCGCCUUCCCAGACGAGUGUGAGUCCGUUCGCGUCCGCGCGGGGCGAAGGCGCGGGGCUCCGUCCCCCUGCCCCAGCCCGGGUGCCGCCGCAGCCGCCGGGCUCAGCAGCCGCUGCCUCCGCCUGGGCCGCCUCCUCUUCCCAUGGCUGCGCGGGCGAGUUCGGCCGCUCCGGGGCUGUCAGCGCCGGGAGGAGGGAGGGGCGGGGACAGGACGAUUGGAGGGAGGGGAAGGGUGGGAAAGGCGGCCGCGUUCACCGGGGUUCACCUCGGGCCAGGCCCGCAGCUCCCCGGGUUCUGGCUACCGAGGCGGAGGGAAGAGGGGAUUGGGGCCGCCGCCUCCAGGGGGCCGCUGCUGGGAGGUGCAGAGCGGCCGGGCCACGCAUUCCGAGCCCGGGGAUGGAGCCUUCCCCGGAGCAGCUGGAGUUGGUGCGUGGCGCUCGCAUCCGGACUGCGCGGCUCCUCCUAGAGGAAAAUAUUGGUAUUUGCGGAGCACUUCUGUCUGCUCUUGCUCCCAAAAGAAGGCAAGACCUAAAGGAGUGUUAA
Octodon degus (degu) is the source of this 771-nucleotide messenger RNA. RefSeq lists its product as uncharacterized. Lineage: Eukaryota; Metazoa; Chordata; Mammalia; Rodentia; Octodontidae. The record is from RefSeq and is a predicted model, not a curated record. The coding region runs from base 1 to 771 and encodes 256 amino acids. The transcript has 3 exons.